Molecule: messenger RNA, 1410 nt
Organism: Lactuca saligna
Lineage: Eukaryota; Viridiplantae; Streptophyta; Magnoliopsida; Asterales; Asteraceae
Source: the annotation of a GenBank genome assembly
UGAUAACUUGAAAACCAUAAAAUAUGAAAAAUCGAAAAGGAAGAAACUUGAAAUUGAAGUGCAUGAUUCGACCUAGUUUCGAGAGAUCAGGUUGCGUCGUACACUCUCGUUUCCACAUCGCCACCGACGAAUCUCCUUCCCAUCGCCAUCUGCUGUCGCCGCCACCCUCACCGCCGCCAACUCCAGCCGUAUCCACAACAGGGCAAAAUUAGCAGGAGGGUCAAACUUGUCAAUAUCAGUAAAGGAAGUUUUGUGAUUUUCCACCAUGGGAGAAGAAAAAGAAGCUGAAAAUACUCAAGUUUCUGAAUUAUCCACAACAGAAUUAGAAGAACAAAAUGAAAACACAUUGAAUUUUCUUGAUUCAGUGGAUAACUAUCUCAUCUUGAUUGAAUCAUUAACUUCCACACUUCGCCAGGGAUGGCUGGAGUUAGCUAGUGCUAGACAUUCAAUGGGAGGUUCACGUGUAAACACUGCUUUGCUUACCCUUAAACAACACUCUGCUGCUACAAAAGUGGAAGUAAAUUAUGACAAUGGUGGCUCAAUGAAAAAGUCACCACAUUUGACUUUAUGCAAAUGGACAUCUUCUGACAAAAAAGACUCGUCUUUUGAGAAAGAAAACACUGACAAUAAAGAUUCAACAAAAGAAAGCAAUGAAUCUGAAACAACUGCAUCACCACAUAAAACAGAAAACCAUCUUCAAAAAGAACGAGGGAAAGUACUAUCAAUGUUUGGGGGUUUGGUUUCUCCUAAGCUUCGGGCUUCUCAACUUUCAUUUGAGAAAGCUCUUGAAACACUUGUGGAGAUAGCAAAUGUACGUUCAUCAAUUCUUGGAUCUCAUCAUGCAUUGUUACAACACAAGGUUAAGGAUACGAAUAGCACUGAGGAAUGAAAAAAAUUGGCCAAUUGGGUUUUAACUAGUGUCCAAAAUAAUUACACACUAUAGUUUUGACUCCAUUUGUUGUCCACUCUUUUAUAUUUGUCUCCUUGGUGAUUGAUAUUUGUAAAUUACCAGUUUUGCUAUUACAUAGUUGGAUGUGACUUUAUUAAACUAUCAUUCUGUCAAUAUUUAUAUUCAUCUUCUAUGAUAUGAUAUUUAAAUAUGUUUUAUAAUAGUUAAGGAUUUUCAGCAUCUAUGUGGUUGGUUGAGUUUUAAUAUAUUUUGAUUUUUGGUUAUUUAAACCACAACAGUGUAGCAAUACUGAAUCAUUAGAAAUUUGAAGGUCAAAUUCUAUAAAAACUAUUGUAGUUUGGAUAUAUUUUUUUGUGCAACCAAUCAAAGAAUUUUUUUUCUUGUUUAACCACUGAAACUUUAUGAUGCAGGAGCAUCCGAUCACAACCUCAUUGGCUGAUUUUUUUAUGUUUUAGUUGAUUUGUUUCCUAUUUGAAUUAUGUUAAUAUAUUAAGAGAUUU